AUGCCUCCGGCAGUUUUCAAAGGGUCAAUUCGUAAAGAUGCCAAUGAACAAGAAAAGGAGUGGCACCUGGGAAUGUUUGCGGAUCAAUACCUGCCCACCCUGCGCGGGUUUGAGUCCCACUAUGGGUACUACCAGGGCUGUAAGGACUACUUUGAUCACACUUACGCGGCAGAGCCUGAAUACUGGGGUCUGGACUGGCGCAGGAAUCUGAUCCUUCUACGCAACGAGAUCAACCUCUACUCCAGCGAUCUCUUUGCACAGGAAGCAGUCAACAUCAUCAACAAGCACAACACUUCAGAACCCCAGUUUCUGUACCUUCCUCAUCAAGCCGUUCACAGCGGUAACACAGAGGGUGAUCCACUACAGGCUCCUCAACACUUUGUAGACCAGUUCCCACAUAGUUAUUUAUACCACCGAAGACUGUUUGCAGAAAUGCUGGCUGCAUUUGAUGAUGCAGUUGGGGCUGUUGUGAACACUCUGAAGGCUAGAGGGAUGUACGACAAUACUGUCAUAGUGUUCACAACCGACAAUGGUGGUCCCUCCAAUGGAUUUGAUGCAAAUGCAGCUAACAAUUUCCCUUUAAGGGGAGUGAAGGCGACCCAGUGGGAGGGCGGGGUUCGAGGCGUUGGUUUUAUUGCCUCUCCCUUGCUUAACCAGACUGGUUAUGUCUCCAAUCACAUGCUGCACGUCUGCGACUGGUUGCCCACCCUGUACGAGGCUGCCGGUGGAGACCCUACCAAGAUGUCCAACCUAGACGGUUCCAGCGAAUGGCAGUCACUGAGCCACAACCAGCACGGAAACCGACAAGAGAUUCUCCAUAACAUUGACCCAAGCGGGACAGGUCAGAUGGAUCUGAGGGUUGGGGACUACAAGAUUGUGGUGGGCGAUAUCGGGAUGGCCUGGAGUGAUUGGUAUCCUCCCUAG
Molecule: messenger RNA, 924 nt
Organism: Dreissena polymorpha
Lineage: Eukaryota; Metazoa; Mollusca; Bivalvia; Myida; Dreissenidae
Product: arylsulfatase B-like
Exons: 7
Coding region: 1-924 (307 amino acids)
Source: RefSeq, a predicted model, not a curated record